AUGGAUGUAAUCGAUGAUUAUGGAGCUGAUGCUUUAAGAUUGUACCUUAUCAAUUCUCCAGUUGUGCGGGCUGAAACUUUGCGUUUCAAGAAGGAUGGAGUCUAUAAUGUUGUGAAAGAUGUCUUUCUUCCAUGGUAUAAUGCAUACAGGUUUCUUGUUCAGAAUGCCCAGAGACUUGAGGUUGAAGGACUUGCACCAUUUUCUCCUGUUAGUCCAACAGCUCAGCAGAAAUCUUAUAAUGUGCUUGAUCAGUGGAUCAACUCAGCUACUCGAAGUCUUGUACAUUUUGUCCGCAAAGAAAUGGAUGCUUACCGACUUUACACGGUGGUUCCAUAUCUUCUGAAGUUUCUGGACGACCUGACAAAUGUAUACGUCCGCUUCAAUCGGAAGAGAUUGAAAGGUCGUACUGGGGAGGAAGGUUGCCGAAUCGCUCUCUCCACUCUCUACAACGUGCUUCUAACUGCUUGUAAAGUGAUGUCAUCAUUCACACCGUUCUUCACAGAGGUCCUCUAUCAAAAUAUGCGGAAAGUUUGUGCAAACUCAGAAGAAAGCAUUCAUUAUUGCAGUUUUCCUCAGGAAGAGGGAGAGAGAGAUGCACGAAUUGAGCAAAGUGUUUCAAGGAUGAAGACCAUUAUCGAUCAUGCUCGUAAUAUCCGUGAGCGGCAUAACAAACCUCUCAAGUCACCACUUAGGAAGAUGAUUAUUGUUCAUCCUGAUGGAGACUUCCUUAAUGAUAUAGCUGGAAAACUAUGUGAGUUUGUACGAGAGGAACUCAAUGUAAAAGAUCUCAUCACAUGUAAUGACACUUUGGAGUAUACUUCUCUACGAGCAGAGCCCGAGUUCAGUGCGUUAGGUAAACGGCUUGGAAAAGAUAUGGGAGUUAUUGCCAAAGAAGUGAAAGCAAUGUCUCAAAACGAGAUUUUGGAGUUUGAGAAAGUUGGUGAACUUACCAUAAUGAUGCACUGCCUAAAGCUAACUGACAUCAAGGUUCGUCGGGAAUUCAAACGUCCUGAUGCUUUGACCGAGAAGGAAAUGGAUGCUGCUGGAGAUGGUGAUGUACUAGUUGUUUUGGAUUUACGGCCAGAUGAGUCCUUGUUUGAGGCUGGCUUUGCUCGCGAGGUGGUCAACAGAAUCCAAAAACUAAGGAAAAAGCUUGCGCUUGAUCCUACUGAUGCUGUGGAUGUUUACAUUGAAUCCUUGAAGGAAAACUCAACCCUGCAGCGAGUUCUCGAUUCACAGGAACUCUAUAUCAGGGACGCAAUUGGUUCUCAGUUGCUUCCAUCUACUGCAAUGCCAUCACAUGCUGUGGUGAUUGGAAACGAGGCUUUUCACGGGAUCUCUGGUUUGUCAUUCUCAAUCUCUUUGGCAAGGGCAGCGGUGAUGAUAAAUUCAGAAUCUUGUGCUGCUUUAUAUGGAGGAAAUACUCGAUUUUGUCAGAUGUUACAAGUUUACUUGGUGUCUAGGGACCAUAGUAAUCUCAAAAUAGAGGUCCAGCUAGGAAAUGGGACAAUAAGGGUAGAUUCCAUUGAGAAUCUGCCUCCUGUGGAGCUAGAGUUGGGAAGGCACUUUCACUUGACCGUAGGAGAUCACUUCGUGGCUACAAGAAUGCAACUUGGCUGA
Molecule: messenger RNA, 1620 nt
Organism: Linum trigynum
Lineage: Eukaryota; Viridiplantae; Streptophyta; Magnoliopsida; Malpighiales; Linaceae
Source: the annotation of a GenBank genome assembly